This is a messenger RNA of Lacerta agilis (Sand lizard), 7277 nucleotides long. It is a transcript of the gene ARFGEF3, whose product is annotated as ARFGEF family member 3. Gene Ontology annotation, biological process: regulation of ARF protein signal transduction. The transcript is spliced from 34 exons. Bases 134 to 6676 code for a protein of 2180 amino acids. The record is from RefSeq and is a predicted model, not a curated record. NCBI's taxonomy places the organism in Eukaryota, Metazoa, Chordata, Lepidosauria, Squamata, Lacertidae. Gene Ontology annotation, molecular function: guanyl-nucleotide exchange factor activity.
GGGAUGCUGCGCGCUGAGCGAGGAGGACCCGCCGCCCUUUAGCUCUGCCUGCCGCCGGCGCCUUGGCUCUCCUCUCCCGCCCCCGGGCGCUGCUGCUGACCGAGGAUCCCUGGAGGAUCCAAGAGGCUUCAGGAUGGAAGGAAUCCUGAAGAAGCUGCAGAAGGAAGCCUCGGGGAACAAACACAAGGCGAUCAAGGAGAGCUGCACCUGCGCCAGCGAAAUGUUGGAAUCCCCAGAGGCUGCUAUGAAGAUCCCUCCAUAUCAGUUAAGGGAGAAGUGCCUCCUUCCACUCCAGCUUGCUUUGGAAAGCAAGAACGUGAAGCUGGCCCAGCAUGCUCUAGCAGGGAUGCAGAAGCUACUGUCUGAUGAGAGAUUUGUAACCAUGGAAACAGACUCUGAUGACAAGCAGUUGCUUAAUCAAAUGCUGAAUGCAGUCAGAGUGACUCCUUCCCUCAACGAAGACCUGCAGGUAGAAGUUAUGAAGGUCCUGCUCUGUAUAACAUACACUCCAACAUUUGAGCUGAAUGGGAGUUCGGUACUUAAGAUUGCUGAGGUGUGCAUUGAAACCUAUGUCUCCAGUUACCAUCAGCGGAGUAUUAAUACAGCUGUGCGGGCAACUCUCAGCCAGAUGUUGAGUGAUUUGAGUUUACAGUUACGGCAAAAACAAGAGAAUCCAAUAGCUGAAAGCCAAGGAGUCCUUCAGGGGUGCAAGAGCCCAGAUUCUACCACAGAGUCCCUUUGUGACGAUGUUGUCUCUGUCUUCGCGGUUCUCUGUGAAAAACUUCAGGCAGUCAUCAGUGAGAAUCAGCAGUUGCAGCUUCUUUUCCUGGAAUGCAUUCUCUCGAUGCUGAAUAGUUCCUCUCCUAAUAUGCACCAUCAUAAAGGAUUCACUGACCUCAUAUGGAAGCAGCUGUGCCCGGCUCUUGUAGUAAUCUUGGGAAAUCCAGUCCAUGACAAAACCAUCACCUCUGCUCACGGCAACAUCUGUCACGAAGCUGAUUCUCCUUCCUCGGGGGUCUCCGAUCACGGCAGAGGGUCAGGUUGCUCUUCCAAUGCACCUGCCCUUAGCAGUCCUGCUGCCCGGACGAUCUAUUACAUUGCAGCAGAACUUGUCCGAUUGAUGGGAUCGGUGGAGUCCAUGAAGCCGGUCCUGCAGUCUCUUUAUCACCGAAUGCUUCUGUACCCUCCACCUCAGCACAGAGUGGAGGCUAUCAAGAUUAUGAAAGAGAUACUUGGCAGUCCUCGGCGGCUCUGCGAUUUGGCAGGCCCCUGCUCUACUGAACCAGAAUGCAGGAAAAGGUCGAUUUCAAAAAGGAAGUCCCACCUGGAUCUUCUCAAACUUAUCUUGGAUGGGAUGAGUGAAGCUUGUGCAAAAGGUGGGAUUGAAGCCUGCUAUGCUUCAGUGUCCUGUGUCUGUGCCCUCCUUGGCACCCUGGAUGAUCUCAGUCAAGGGAAAGGCCUCGAUGAGGAGCAGGUCCAUCUGCUUCUCCGACGUUUGGAAGAGUUAAAGGACGGGGGCGAGACAAGCAGAGAUUCCAUGGAGAUAAACGAUGCUGAUUUUAGGUGGCAAAGGCGCAUCCUGUCAUCAGAGCAUACCCAUACCCCCUGGGAAACUGGCAAUGAAAAGAGUCCUGACAUUAGUAUUAGUGUCACCACAGAUACUGGUCAGACGACCUUGGAAGGUGAAAUGGGACAGACCACUCCAGAAGAUCGUUCUGAUAUUCGUAAAAAUUCUCUUCAGUCACCAGCUGGACAAAUGGGUAAAGAAAUUCAUUAUAAAGACCCAGAAUCAGAAACCAUUGACCAGCCAGAUGUUGUUCAACGGAGCCAUACAGUUGUUUAUCCAGAUAUAACUAAUUUUCUUUCAGUUGACUGCAGGGCACGUUCUUGUGGAUCCAGGUACAGUGAGAGCAAUUUCAGUGUUGAUGACCAAGAUCUUUCUAGGACUGAAUUUGAUUCAUGUGACCAAUAUUCCAUGGCAGCAGAGAAAGAUUCCGGAAGGUCAGACGUUUCAGACAUAGGCUCAGACAAUUGCUCGUUGGCUGAUGAAGAGCAGACCCCAAGAGACUGUCCAGGUCACAAGUCCUUACGAACUGCUGCCCUUUCCUUGAAACUGCUGAAGAACCAGGAAGCAGAUCAGCACAGUGCCAGAUUAUUCAUCCAGUCCCUUGAAGCUCUUCUCCCUCGACUAAUCGCUCUUCCUAAAGUGGAAGAUGUUGAUUUGGCCCUCCAGAACUUCGCUUCAACUUUUUGUUCAGGUAUGAUGCACUCUCCAGGAUUUGAAGGGAAUGUCGCCUAUAGCUUCCAGACACUGAUGAAUGCAGAUAGUCUCUAUAUGGUCUCUCAUUAUACUCUCCUGCUCAACCUGAAGCUGUCCAAUGCAGAUUACUACCGAAAGAAGCCUGGCCAGUCCCCCGUGAUCAUGAAGGAGUUUAUGAAGCAGGUCCAAUCCAGUGGAGUUUUGAUGGUAUUUUCUCAGGCUUGGGUCGAAGAGCUUUACCAUCAAGUGCUGGAGAGAAAUCUUCUUGGAGAGGCAGGAUAUUGGGGGAGCCCUGAAGAGCACAGCCUCCCACUCAUCACCAUGCUGACUGACAUUGAUGGUUUGGGGAGCAGUACAAUAGGUGGGCAGCUGAUGGCUUCUGCAUCCUCGCAGUCUCCUCUCACCCACAUCCGGAAGCCAGAUGAUGCUGUUCUUGCAGGUGCUGCUUUUGCCCGAUACCUGCUAAUUGGUUGCUGGAAGAAUUUGAUUGACACUUUAUCUACGCCUUUGACCGGCCGCAUGGCAGGCAGCUCCAAAGGAUUAGCCUUCAUUCUAGGAGCUGAAGGAGUCAAGGAGCAGAACCAGAAGGAGAAGGAUGCCAUCUGCAUGAGUCUGGAUGGACUGAGAAAGGCAGCUCGCCUUAGCUGUGCUUUAGGGGUUGCUGCUAAUUGCGCAUCUGCCCUUGCUCAGAUGGCCGCUGCUUCAUGUGUUCAAGAGGAGAAAGAGGAAAAAGAGGUGCAAGAACCCAGUGACACCAUAGCUCAAGUGAAACAGAAGGUGGAGCAAAAACUGGAACAGAUGGGGAAAGUGCAAGGGGUCUGCCUCCACACAGCCCACGUUUUAUGCAUGGAUGCCAUUCUUAAUGUGGGGCUGGAGAUGGGAAGCCACAAUCAAGACUGCUGGCCGCACGUAUUUAGAGUUUGUGAGUACAUCAGUACUCUGGAACAUGCUCAUUUCAGUGAUGGGACAUCUCAGCCACCGGUAACUAUUACCCAGGGCCAACAGGCCACAGAUGGGCUUCAGGGAGAUGUCCAGUCUACAGACAGCACCCAGGAACUGACUCUAGAUCAAGAGACUGCACUGAGGAAUAAUCCUGUAAUCCUGCCGGUUUCCAUUCAGGAGCUCAUCAAAGAAAGUAGCAAGGGAAGAGCGUUUGAUUUCCGUGGGGGCAGCCUGAUGACUGGAAGCAACGCUGCCAAAGCUAUCCUUACCCUCUCUACCCAGGCAGACAGGCUAUUUGAAGAUGCUGUUGACAAGUUGAAUCUGAUGGCAUUGGGGGGUUUCCUGUAUCAGCUGAAGAAAGCCUCUCAGUCCCAGCUCUUCCACUCAGUUACAGACACUGUUGAUUACUCCUUGGCAAUGCCAGGUGAAGUAAAAUCUACCCAAGACAGGAGAAGUGCGCUGCAUUUAUUCCGUCUCGGAGGGGCCAUGCUCCGAAUCGUAAGGAGUAAAUCCCGUCCUCUUCUCCAUCUUAUGCGCUGCUGGAACUUGGUGGCCCCUCACCUAGUGGAGGCUGCCUGCCAUAAAGAAAGGCAUGUUUCUCGGAAGGCCGUCUCUUUCAUCCACGACAUCCUAACUGAGGUUCUGACAGACUGGCAUGAGCCCCCUCAUUUUCACUUGAAUGAGGCCCUCUUCCGCCCCUUUGAGCGUAUCAUGCAGCUGGAGCUCUGUGACGAGGACGUCCAGGACCAGGUGAUCACAUCCAUAGGCGAACUGGUGGAGGUGUGCUCAACUCGGAUCCAGUCAGGGUGGAGGCCAUUGUUCAGCGCACUAGAAACUGUGCACAGUAGCAGCAAGUCGGAGGUUAAGGAAUACCUUGUUGGAGAGUAUUCAAUGGGAAAAUGCCAGGCACCUGUGUUUGAUGUCUUUGAAGCAUUUUUAAAUACAGACAACAUCCAGGUCUUUGCAAAUGCAGCCACCAGUUAUAUCAUGUGCCUUAUGAAGUUUGUCAAAGGAUUGGGGGAGGCAGAUUGCAAGGAGGUUGGGGAUGGUGUGCCAGGAUCCGGAUCCAUGUCUACAGACUUGUGCCUUCCUGCUCUUGAUUACCUCAGGCGGUGUUCUCAGUUGCUUGCCAAAAUCUACAAAAUGCCCCUGAAGCCUAUUUUUCUCAGUGGGAAACUUGCUAACUUACCCCAAAGAAUACAAGAACGAUCCGCAAGCAGUGAAGAUGGCAUUGAGUGUGUCCUUUCUGAUUUUGAUGAUGACACAGGCCUUAUUAAUGUCUGGAUCAUUCUGCUUGAAGAGUUGACAACUGCCAUUUCCAACUGCCCCCGUCAGCAUCAGCCUCCCACCCUGGAUUUGCUCUUUGAACUAUUGAGAGAUGUUACCAAAACGCCAGGCCCUGGAUUUGGUAUUUAUGCAGUUGUUCACCUCCUGCUCCCUACAAUGUCCCUUUGGCUUCAUCGCAGUCACGGCGACCAUUCUUACUGGGAUGUGGCAUCUGCCAAUUUCAAGCAUGCAAUUGGCCUUUCUUGUGAACUAGUAGUGGAGCACAUUCAGGGUUUCAUUCAUUCAGAUAUCGGCUAUGAGAAUAUGAUCAACACAAUGCUCAGAGACCUCUUCAAAUUACUGGUAGCUUGUGUGGCAGAACCCACAGAAUCCAUCUCUAGAGUUGGGUGCUCCUGUAUCAGAUAUGUUCUAGUGACAGCUGGUCCUGUUUUUACAGAAGAAAUGUGGAGGCUGGCAUGCUGUGCGCUGCAGGAUGCCUUCUCAGCAACUCUUGAACCAGUGAAGAAUCUGUUGGGCUAUUUCCACAGCGGCUCUGAAAACUUCAGUGGGGAUGCCUGUGAGGUGAAAGUGGCAGCCCCGUCCCUCUCUCCUAGUGCUGAAGCUGAAUAUUGGAGAAUACGGGCCAUGGCUCAACAGGUGUUCAUGUUAGACACACAGUGCUCCCCCAAAACGCCAAACAACAAAGAAGGGUUUGAGCAUGCUCAGUCCUGUGUGCUUAUCAUCGAGUUGCCUCCUGACAAGAAACCCAAUGGCCAUACGCAGAAAAGUAUCCCUUUCAGAACAAUUGUAGUGAGCCUGCUGUCCCACCAAGUGCUGCUGCAGAAUUUGUACGAUAUUUUGUUGGAAGAGUUUGUGAAAGGGCCCUUGCACUCUGAAGAGAAGGCUGCGCACCAACCACCGGAAACUAAACUGGCAGGCUUCCUCAGGUACAUUUCUAUGCAGAACUUGGCUGUCAUCUUUGACUUGCUGCUGGAUUCCUACCGGACAGCCAGAGAGUUUGAUACGAGGACUGGACUGAAGUGCCUGCUCAAAAAGGUCUCUGGCAUUGGCGGAGCUGCCAAUUUGUACCGCCAGUCGGCGAUGAGCUUCAACAUUUACUUCCAUGCCUUGAUCUGCGCUAUUAUGACCAACCAGGAAAGCAUCACCGCAGAACAGGUGAAGAAAAUCCUCUUUGAAGAUGACGAAAGAAGCACCGAUUCAUCCCAACAGUGCUCUUCGGAAGACGAAGACAUUUUUGAAGAGACGGCCCAAGUAAGCCCACCAAGGGGGAAGGAGAAGAGGCAGUGGAGAGCCAGGCUGCCAUCUCUGAGUGUCCAGCCUGUCAGCAAUGCAGACUGGGCUUGGUUAAUCAAAAGGCUUCAUAAGCUCUGCAUGGAGUUGUGCAACAACUAUAUUCAAAUGCAUCUGGAUUUGGAAAGCAGUGCCGAUGAGCUCCCGGUCUUCCGAGGGGACCCCUUCUUCAUCCUUCCGUCCUUCCAAUCUGAAACAUCCACCCCAUCUACCGGAGGGCUCUCUGGGAAGGACACCCCUUCGGAAGAUGACAAAAGCCAAAUUAGGGAUUCCCUGAUGGAGAACAUCACUCCCAAAGGAGGAAGUGGAGAUAUACUUCUGCUUCCGCCCUUGAGCCCCAGAACAGAGAAGAAAGACCAAGGCAGGAGAAAAGAGUGGUGGGAGAGCGCUGGCAACAAAAUCUACACCAUCGCCACAGACAAAACUAUAUCGAAGCUCAUGACAGAAUAUAAGAAAAGGAAACAGCAGCAUAGCCUGGCCACUUUUGCCAAAGAGAUGAAAGUCGACAAGAAAGGGGACCCACUAAGCACGAGAGGGCCAGAUUCCCCCCUCCCUCAAAGGCCUCAAAAUCUGGUUGAUCAGGGCCAAAUGAGGCACUCCUUCAGUGCAGGGCCAGAGAUUUUGAGACAGGAGAAGAGGUCACGCUCUGGGUCAACGGUCAGUUCACUCAACAUAUCCAUCCGGGAUGGUGAGGCGCAAAUACAGGCAUGGACUAACAUGGUACUGACAGUUCUUAACCAGAUUCAAGCCCUUCCAGACCAGAUCUUCACAGCUCUCCAGCCAGCUGUGUUCCCUUGCAUCAGUCAGCUGACUUGUCAUGUGACUGACAUUCGAGUUCGCCAGGCUCUGAGAGAAUGGUUGGGCAGAGUGGGCAGAGUGUACGAAAUUAUUGUGUAGUAGACACUGGAUGCAGUACCCACUAGAGAAUGAAUUGAAGGCAUACAAAUAUAAAGUGCAGUUACUGAAAUGUUAUCUUUUGAAAGUGAUGAGGUAACUGUCUAUUUGCUGGUAAUUAGAAACUGGCAACGUCUGUCCUAUGCCGUUAACUGCUUAAGAGCACAGUUUAGUCUUGCUCGUGCCCACAAGAGCAUGUGGUAACCACAGUGUGCGUAUACAUCAAGUAUCCCAAAAUAAUACUGUAUAUUAAAUCUGAAAAUGCUGUUUUAAGUCAGGCUGAUAUAUGAAAACUCAGUAUAUUGAUGUUGCAUAUUUUUCAAAGAGUGAAGUAUUUCUCCGCAGGGAAAUGGCAGUGGAAUGAAGGUAGCACAAAAUGGACACCUUCACAAAAGUAGGCUAGACAGGAAACAACCCAAGUGAGCGCCUGCUUCCACAAACCUUCAGUGUGGCAUCAACAUCUUCCCACUCCAGUGCAAUUUUGAGUUCAGAAAAUUGAAGAGCUUGCAUUCAGAAUGUACUUGAAGAGUACAACAGAUGCAUAGAUGUCUUUAGUAUAGAACCAUUUUGUGCCCCCAAAACUGGCAGACUGACAUUUGAAAGU